UCUCCACCCUCAGCUCCUCCCUACGUCUAGCAUCCUCACUCAUCGCUUUAGUGGCCCAGCAUGUCGGCCAACUCAAACAGGGAAGCCGUCUUCCCCACGCGCAUGACGCUCAACAACACAAAGGGUAGACUGAAAGGAGCUCAAACGGGCCACUCACUCCUCAAGCGCAAAGCAGACGCUCUGACCAAGCGCUUCCGCACCAUCACCGCAAAGAUCGACGAGGCCAAGCGCAAGAUGGGCCGCGUUAUGCAGCUCGCAGCCUUCUCCCUCGCAGAGGUAAACUACGCCGUGGGAGACAUUGGAUUCAUGGUCACCGAGUCCGUCGAGAAGGCUUCUUUCAAGGUACAAGCAAGGCAAGAGAAUGUCAGCGGUGUCUUCUUGCCCGCCUUCGAGGCUGUGCCCAACGCCGAGGGAUCGAAGGAGUUCCAACUCACCGGUCUCUCUCGUGGAGGUCAACAAGUCUCCAAAGCCCGCGAGACGUACCGCAAAGCCCUCGAGACGCUCGUAGAGCUCGCAUCCCUUCAGACGGCCUUUGUUAUCCUUGACGAGGUGAUCCGCAUGACGAACCGCCGAGUAAACGCAAUCGAGCACGUCAUCAUUCCUCGUCUCGAGAACACCAUCAGCUACAUCACGAGCGAGUUGGACGAGGCGGACAGAGAAGAGUUCUUCAGGUUGAAGAAGGUGCAGGCCAAGAAGAAGAGGGAGGAAGGAGGAUCAAAGGGAGAUAUGUUGUCGGGUGGCAAGGACGAGGAUGUCAUCUUCUGAGGCCGCUCAGCUCCUCUUUCUGUUCCCUGGCUCGUUGUACAUUUCAUUCUGCUUUCUCG
Messenger RNA from Jaminaea rosea, 824 nucleotides. Its product is annotated as ATPase, V1/A1 complex, subunit D. The transcript has 4 exons. Gene Ontology annotation, cellular component: fungal-type vacuole membrane; vacuolar proton-transporting V-type ATPase complex. Gene Ontology annotation, molecular function: proton-transporting ATPase activity, rotational mechanism. The record is from RefSeq and is a predicted model, not a curated record. The coding region runs from base 61 to 765 and encodes 234 amino acids. Gene Ontology annotation, biological process: vacuolar acidification. NCBI's taxonomy places the organism in Eukaryota, Fungi, Basidiomycota, Exobasidiomycetes, Microstromatales.